GACAGUCUCCAUCCCUCAGUGAAUUCAAGCAUGGUACCAUGAUAGGUUGCCACCUGUGCAAGAAGUCCAUCUGUGAAAUUUCCUUGCUACUAAAUAUUCUACAGUCAACAGUUAGUGGUAUUAUAACAAAAUGGAAGCAUCUGGGAACAACAGCAACUCAGCCACGAAGUGGUAGGCCACGUAAAAUGACAGAGCGGUGUCAGCGCAUGCUGAAGCGCACAGAAGUCACCAACUGUCUGCAGAGCCAAUAG
Staurois parvus is the source of this 251-nucleotide messenger RNA. NCBI's taxonomy places the organism in Eukaryota, Metazoa, Chordata, Amphibia, Anura, Ranidae. The record is from the annotation of a GenBank genome assembly.